UAUCACGCGUGCUCCCGCCAUUUUACGAAGCCUCUCUUUCCCGUCUUCGUCCCCGCCUCUUUUAGAAUUUACGAAAUUCAAAGAUAACACUCGAUUUCCCUUCUCCCUCUUCCUCAUUCCCGCAAAAUCUGGGACGCUAGGGUUAGGGUUAGGGUUUGUCUUCAAGCAGUUGGAGGAGGAGGAGGAUGGGAAGCAAGGUCACAGUGACGGACCACCAAUUGUCCACCGUCCGAUCCAUCGUUGGCUCCGAAUUCACCGACAUGGACAUCAUCAGAGCGCUCCAUAUGGCCAAAAAUGACGUCACAGCCGCCAUCAACAUCAUCUUCGACACUCACAUUCCCUCCAUCGUCAAACCUAAAACCACACCACCACCUACAAACAAUCCCAAACCUUCUCCUCUCAAUUCAUCUCCUCAUAUGGAUACUGCCACUCGCACUGUUGCUUCCCGCUCCAAGAACAAUGGCGCUGCUGCUCGUGGAGGAGACGGCAGUAGCUGCUCCAAAGCGUCCGAUGAUUGGUGGUUUGCUGGUUCCGGCGAGAUGUCAGGGCUGUCCACUUGUAAAGGGAGGACUAUAAAUUCUGGUGACGCAGUGGUUUUCAAGUUUCCUGCCAAGGCUGCCUCGGCUGGGCCUUCGCCGGGGAAGGUCUUCGGGAGGGGGCGGCUGGCAGCGGGGACUUGUUCGGAGAUUGUUCGGUUCUCCACAGAUCAAGCUGGGGAGAUUGGUAGAAUACCAAAUGAAUGGGCUCGGUGUCUGUUGCCUCUUGUGAGGGAUGGUAAGGUUAGGAUUGAGGGACGCUGUAAAUUUGCACCUAAUGUUUUGGGCAUCAUGGAUACCAUUAUUUUGUCAGUCAGUGUAUUUAUCAAUAGGUCAAUGUUUGUUAAGCACCAGCAGAUAUCUCUCAAGGAUGCCACUGGCAACUCUACAAAUGAAUCAGUUUUCCAUCCUCUUCCUAUCUUAUUUCGGUUGCUAGGCCUGGAACCUUUUAAGAAGGCAGAGUUAACUCCUGGUGAUUUCUAUUCCAACAAGCGUCCUAUCGACCAGAAGGUCCCUUUACAAUUGAUGAAGUCUGAGCAUCCUUCUCAAAAUUGCGACGAAAAUAAAGAGGAUUCCAUUUCUGAAACUGAUCUUGAUAAUAUUGUUGGUGUGGGAUCAAGCUCGGAGUUAGAGGAAAUGGAUCCCCCAGGCAGUCUUCAGUGUGAGCUACGGCCCUAUCAAAAGCAAGCUCUUUAUUGGAUGAUCCAGAUGGAGAAGGGGCGAACUGUAGACGGGACAGCAACAACCCUUCAUCCAUGUUGGGAAGCAUAUCACUUGGCUGACAAGAGGGAGCUUACUAUUUAUUUGAAUGCAUUUUCUGGUGAAGCCACAACUGAAUUUCCUAGCACCCUUCAAAUGGCAAAAGGAGGGAUUUUGGCAGAUUCUAUGGGUCUUGGAAAGACCAUCAUGGCCAUAUCACUUCUUCUUGCCCAUUCAGGAAGAGGUGGAUCAUUAGACAGUCAAUCCUUAGCUCAGACUGAGCUGUAUACUGAAGAUGGUGAAGUUAGUGAUACGGUACACAAUUUUUCAAACAUUCCGACGAAGGCAACCAAAUUUGCUGGUUUUGACAAACUGAUGAAGGACAAGGAUGCUCUAGCAAGUGGUGGCAACUUGAUAAUAUGUCCCAUGACUCUUCUUGGGCAAUGGAAGGCAGAAAUUGAAACUCAUGUACAACCUGGGUCUCUGUCCCUAUAUGUUCAUUAUGGACAAAGUAGGCCAAAAGAUGCAAAAAGUCUUUCUCAGUCUGAUGUUGUUAUUACUACAUAUGGAGUUUUAGCCUCUGAAUUUUCCAGUGAGAACGCCGAGGAUAAUGGUGGACUUUUUUCAGUUAGGUGGUUCAGAGUGGUUCUUGACGAAGCACAUACUAUAAAAUCUUCUAAAAGUCAAAUUUCUAUUGCUGCCGCUGCUUUAAUUGCUGAUAACCGUUGGUGUCUUACUGGCACUCCUAUCCAGAACAACCUUGAAGAUAUUUACAGUCUUCUUCGAUUUCUGCGAAUAGAGCCUUGGGGUCAUUGGGCCUGGUGGAACAAACUUGUUCAGAAGCCAUUUGAAGGAGGUGAUGCGAGAGGGUUGAAGUUAGUUCAGUCCAUUUUGAAGUCAAUCAUGUUGAGGAGAACCAAGUAUAGCACAGAUCGAGAGGGCAAGCCUAUCCUAGUUCUCCCUCCGGCUGAUGUGCAGGUAAUUUACUGUGAACAAACAGAAGCUGAGAAGGACUUUUAUGAGGCCUUAUUCAAAAGAUCUAAGGUCAGGUUUGACCAGUUUGUUGAGCAAGGGCGUGUUCUUCAUAAUUAUGCUUCAAUAUUGGAGUUGCUUUUACGGCUUCGGCAAUGUUGCGAUCAUCCUUAUCUUGUAAUGAGCCGAGGUGAUACUCAAGAAUUUGCUGAUCUAAACAAACUAGCUAAACGCUUCCUUCGAGGAACCCAUAAUAAUUUAGAACGUGAAGUAAAAGAUGCACCGUCACUGGCUUAUGUUCAAGAAGUAGUUGAAGAGCUACGUAAAGGGGAGCAGGGUGAGUGUCCAAUAUGUCUUGAAGCCUUCGAAGAUGCAGUGUUGACUCCUUGUGCUCACCGCCUAUGCCGGGAAUGCCUCUUGGCAAGUUGGCGCAAUUCCACUUCUGGUUUAUGUCCUGUUUGUAGAAAAACAGUUAGCCGGCAGGAUCUUAUUACUGCUCCUACUGAUAGUCGGUUUCAGAUUGAUAUUGAGAAGAACUGGAUAGAGUCAUGCAAGGUAACUGUUCUUUUGCAUGAACUGGAAAGUCUUCGCGCAUCAGGCUCCAAGAGCAUUGUUUUUAGCCAAUGGACUGCUUUUCUAGACCUUUUGCAGAUUCCCUUUACACGGAAUAACAUUUCAUUUGUUCGUCUUGAUGGAACUUUAAAUCAGCAGCAGCGGGAGAAAGUGAUCAAACAAUUCUCAGAAGAUGAUGAAAUACUGGUGUUGUUGAUGUCACUAAAAGCUGGUGGAGUGGGUAUAAACCUAACAGCUGCUUCAAAUGCUUUUGUCAUGGACCCAUGGUGGAAUCCGGCUGUAGAAGAACAAGCAGUCAUGCGCAUCCAUCGUAUUGGACAAACACAGAAGGUCGCCAUUAAACGGUUUAUUGUGAAGGGGACAGUUGAGGAGAGAAUGGAGGUGGUGCAAGCGCGUAAACAACGAAUGAUUUCUGGUGCCCUGACUGAUCAAGAGGUUCGAACUGCACGGAUAGAGGAGCUGAAGAUGCUUUUCACUUAGACCGCCAAGGUAGUGCAAGCAUGUUUGUUUGCUGAUAUUGGUGUAUCAUGCACCAUUAAGCAUUCUGCAUCCACAACUUUGUGUCUUCUUUUGAGGCCUCGUUAAUUCAUUAGCAAUUUCCAUAGGGAGGUCAAGCUAAGUGGGUGGGUGCAAUGCUCAACAUCCUGCAAAUUAGGCGGACACCCUUUUGAGUUAAUUAUAUUGGUAUACUUUGGGCUGUGCCAGGUUUAGGACUUGGGAGAGUGAUAGUGGUGGAAAUGGAAGGAAUGGAGUGGGGAUUUUUUAUAGGGUAAUUCCUCCCAAUAAAUUGAAGGCUAGGGUAAAGUUAACAAGUUAGAUUUUUAAUGUAGUGGCUAUUUGUCCAGGUAUGUAGAUAUGUAGAUUUCAAUAGCUAUUUAACUUUCACUUCCAAAGGGUUUUUGGGUUUUGGGCGACGGGAAAGGAGGUACUCAACUAUUUCCUCCACGCAAUACAUUACAGUUAGGGUUGAAAAGUUAUAAAUUGAUUGCAUUUAUAAUCAUGGACAAUGUUGAGAAUCCACUGUAUAUUACGUGUAAUAUUCUCGUGUAACUUCUACUGGUGAAAAUGCAACCACUUGUAUAUUACACGCCUUGUGAUCUUUUUAUUUUUUUUUUCGCGCAAGUUAUAAUACUCAUGGUCAUAGGCAUAUGAUUGUUCAGGUGGACAGUAGCUCCAUUUUACAUGUAAGUGUAUAACAUAUGAGUUGCAAAAAAAAAAGGGU
Arachis duranensis is the source of this 4002-nucleotide messenger RNA. RefSeq names its product DNA repair protein RAD5A-like. The record is from RefSeq and is a predicted model, not a curated record. NCBI's taxonomy places the organism in Eukaryota, Viridiplantae, Streptophyta, Magnoliopsida, Fabales, Fabaceae. The transcript is spliced from 20 exons. Gene Ontology annotation, molecular function: ATP-dependent chromatin remodeler activity; zinc ion binding; ATP binding. The coding region runs from base 186 to 3260 and encodes 1024 amino acids.